Molecule: messenger RNA, 1373 nt
Organism: Owenia fusiformis
Lineage: Eukaryota; Metazoa; Annelida; Polychaeta; Sabellida; Oweniidae
Source: the annotation of a GenBank genome assembly
GAAAAAUGAAUGUGUCAUUGUGUAUUAUUGUAGGUUGAUGUUUAUAAAAAUAACUUAUGACAAAUAUUAUCGCUUACAGUGAGACAAUGGAAAGGGGGACCAAAAUAAAUUAUUUUUAAUAACAGUAUUCUAAAAUAGUACAUAGAGAAACAAAAAUAAAGCAAAGGAUAACGGGGAUAAUGGACUCAAGCUGAUAUUAUUACAAAUGUCCUUUACUGGAGUUUUUUAAUUGUAAAUAUUAUAUACCGAACGUCUUAAAAUAUGGAUUUAUCUUACUUAUAUCUGCUGCAAAUCUUAUACAUGUUAUAUAUAUGCGUUGAAAGUCGCAUUGGACAUCCUUGUACAGAAAGACUGGACUGCUGGUGCAAUGAAUGUUGUGUAUUUGAUGGAUCAUCAAAGGUAUCCACAAGAAAUGGAACAAGACAAGGGACUUGUAAACUCCUUAAGGUGCUCAAUGAAGAAUGUCUCCUUGACCAAUCAAAACGACUUGAACGCAAUGUGGCAUAUGAAUGCCCGUGUGGAAAAGGUUACAAAUGCACACCCGUUGGUGCAACUGAAAGAAGAUACUUUUAUAUUGGAAAAAAGAAACUCCAAUCAGGAAUAGGUCUAUGCAAGCCCCAGUUCUGUGUUAAUUCAAACGAUUGUGGUCAGACACAAUGUUGUAUAAAAUUAUUUGGUGUGAAAUUACCGUAUCUCUCUAAGAUUCCAAGGGCAAACAGAAAGGCGGUGGGGAGGUGCACGGAAUUAUCAAAAGAACGUCAAGUUUGUUUGAAAUCAGCAAAUAUUCGAAAUAACCGUGCAGCAUAUGACCAGUAUUGUCCGUGUAAACGUGAUCUCGUAUGUGACGACGCAAAAGGGGCAUUAUGGACCAGAUUCGGUUUUAACCCAAUUACAUUACAUGGUGAAUGUAAAAAGAACAAGUGCACGAAACAAAAGGAUUGCUUGAAAGAUGAAUGCUGUGUUUUGGACAAGGAGCAGUAUGAGAAAACUGGAGUAGUAUCAGAAGAAGGAACGUGUAGGCAGCUAGGAAAAUGUGGUGAAGCAUGCAUGGUCGGUGUGUUCAAACCACUACAAGAGACUAAACCGAUGUUUGUCGAUUGUCCUUGCAAAGAACAACAAUACACGUGUAGACCUCUGAAUCCGAAGAAAAAAGAUAAAAUAGGAGCCCCUGGAACUUGCCAAAGAUGGUCUGAGGAAGAAAGGGAGAUAAUGAGACUUGAAGAGGAAAGAAAACAAUUAUUAAAAGAACUUAGAAAUUCAACUGCAUCUAAUGCAACAACAAGUUGAUAGACUUGGUUAUUAUAAUGUUUUACUUCAUGUGGUUGAAAUAAAAUAAUAAACUAAUCAAUUCGGUUUUAUAAGCGUAAAGCUAA